GGAACCCCAGAGGAUCUGUUGUUCUUUCUCAAGCACUUGGAACUUGGGGGCGGUGUUUAUCGUGUUGAUGAAAAUUUGUUAACCUACAGGUAUCACCCAGACUGCACCACACAUUCAGUCCACAGAGACACCAUUUGGGAUAUUAGAUUAGAAGCAAUACAGAAACGUGUAAUAAAUCAAUGGAAACAAUUUACAAUAUGGAAUGCUGGGAAGGAAGGCAGGAAGUUUUACAGGUCAUUGACUCAAGAAAACAAGGCAAAGGUCAAAGAAUUCUGUGAUGUAGAUGCCAAGAAGAUUGGCAAGGUGUACACAUACGAAGAAUCUAAGGAACAACCAAAACCAACAGUUCCUAUUGUACAUUUCUCUGAUGCAUCUCCUCCAUUUGUUAUAUGUGUGAAGAUGGAUUUAACUAAAGGUGGCUUAGAAUGCAACAUAGCAUCUUUGAAUCUGGUGGAAGGGAAAGACUACUAUUUCUUCAGCUGAGGUAUACAAUGUAAGUUUAAAAGCUGUGGUAUUUUUAUUAUAUUUUAUUUAAUUAUUUAUUUGAUAAUAUUUACUUUUGACAUUUAUAAUGUAAGCAAAGUUUAAAAGAAUAAACAACUGUCGACAUAAAAAGAAUGACAUUAGAAAAAGUUUUUAUAUAUAGUUUAACAAAAGAGAGUAUUAAAUACUCAAACCCAUUGUGUAAAGUUUUUAAAAGUUUUUUUUUUGUCUUUUAUUCAAUAUCUUGAUUUUGGUACCACAUAUGAGAAAUGUAAACAAAAAUUCAAAAGUUGAAUGUGAUUUGAUUCAAUAGGAAUAAUAAUUGACAGAAUUACAUAAUUAUCUAAUCAUCCCAUUGAUUAUCAUACUUUUGUUUAUUACGUAAAAUAAUGUAUUGCUGAACUUAUAUUAGAAUAUUAUACAUUAAAUAAAAUUACUCACAUUACAGAUGCAUUGUUUAUGUUUAAGUUUAUUGAAUUCAUUAGACCUAUGCAGUAAUAGAUUCCAUUGCCCACAUUUUUGAAUAAUUUGAAUAAAUUCCUUACACCUGUGAUUGCAUAGACUAGUUUUAAUGAAAAAUUUGUCAUGCGGACACUAGAUAAUGCAUCUUGUAGUACUUUGUAAUCCCAUUGUAAAGCACUAUAGAAGAACCAUGUAGAGUAACAAUUAACAAGCAUGAGCAUAGGGAUUGGGGGAAGGGGUACAGACACACCACCUAAUGGCAGCAAAUUAGUUCCACUAAUUGAUUUAAAUGCCAAAGAUGACCAUUAAGUUUUUAUUGAAAUAUGGAUUUAGCAAU
Molecule: messenger RNA, 1282 nt
Organism: Anneissia japonica
Lineage: Eukaryota; Metazoa; Echinodermata; Crinoidea; Comatulida; Comatulidae
Product: UDP-GlcNAc:betaGal beta-1,3-N-acetylglucosaminyltransferase-like protein 1
Exons: 4
Source: RefSeq, a predicted model, not a curated record